Onychomys torridus (southern grasshopper mouse) is the source of this 2180-nucleotide messenger RNA. It is a transcript of the gene Tssk4, whose product is annotated as testis specific serine kinase 4. NCBI's taxonomy places the organism in Eukaryota, Metazoa, Chordata, Mammalia, Rodentia, Cricetidae. Bases 1079 to 2095 code for a protein of 338 amino acids. The transcript is spliced from 4 exons. Gene Ontology annotation, cellular component: cytoplasm. The record is from RefSeq and is a predicted model, not a curated record. Gene Ontology annotation, molecular function: tau-protein kinase activity; ATP binding; protein serine/threonine kinase activity. Gene Ontology annotation, biological process: protein phosphorylation; microtubule cytoskeleton organization; intracellular signal transduction.
GCAAACAGAACACUGUAUACAAAAUAAAUAAAUAAAAGAAUGAGACAUUAAGGCUGAAAAGACAGGACGUAGGUGCCAUGAUGUUUGAUGUCUACAUUCAGGACAACACGGAAGUCUAAGUGAAGGAAACAGUUGAGUUUUGGAGGUGAGUUUGAGGUGCAAAGAGAAGACGUGUUCCUGUGACAUUUAGUGAGCAAACAGACACUACCUUGAAACUCCAGUAAGUAUCUGGGAUGGAACUGACCCAAGGAGCCAUCAGCAUAAAUGUGAUAACUGAAGCCUUGGGGGGGUUGUGAGAUCCAUAAGAAAGGAUGUGAAGUCUGAGGAAAUCAGGCUUGUGACGGAAUUUUGGGGAUGUGAUUAAAGGAUAAAUAGAUGGGGCGGGUAUGGGGGAAUGUGGAUCAAUGGUAGAGUGCUGGCCUAGCAUACAAAAGGCCCUGGGUUUGAUCAGCAGUGAACACAAACAAAACUGAGAAAUGAUGAUGCUCCCGUGGAAGAAUGGCUGGAAGGAUGGGAAGAAAACAAGAAUAUUCCAGAUCAUAUAAAGCAUGACUGCAGUUCAAGAUUGAACUCUUAGACUAUGCUUCAAUACCUUGCAGUCCUGUAUACAUGCGUUUCUCACGCUGGACUGCAAAAUCUACUGGCCUUGUUCAUUAGUUUACCCUAGCACAUUCUGCAUGUUAUUUAGCACAUAGUAGCUAGUAAAAUCAAGGGGCCAUAGGGGAUGCUCACCAGAUUGUGUAAAGUGCCUUUUCUAAUGAGUAAGUUCUAAACUGCACUUCAUCUCAAGCUUUGUGGCCAAUGGUGAAUAAAAGGGGUAUGGAACUUGGGACCUUGGAAGUUCUGUAACUAGGACAUGGAAGUAACAACAGCUAGCCAAGACAAAAAGAAUGUUCCUUUCUUUCCCCUUCCAAGUUCUUAGUGAAGGGCUGAGCCCGGGAUCCCAGACUUGUGUGACUAGGUAAAUAUUAGGAGACUAACUUCACGUCGGUACCCUCCCUUCAGUGGCCUCAAGGUGGCUUCUCGGGAGACAGAGGCUUCUAAGUACCAAAGCCCUCCACUGCGCAAGCCUAACAUCAUGGGGAAGGGAGACACUUCGGAAACAGCAGCAGUUACCCCAGCCUAUCGCUCUGUCAUGGAGGAGUAUGGUUAUGAGGUGGGCAAGGUCAUCGGCCACGGCUCCUAUGGAACAGUUUAUGAGGCUUACUAUACAAAGCAGAAAGUCAUGGUGGCUGUCAAGAUCAUCUCAAAGAAGAAGGCCUCCGAUGACUAUCUUAACAAAUUCCUACCGCGUGAGAUACAGGUAAUGAAAGUCUUACGGCACAAGUACCUCAUCAACUUCUACCAGGCCAUUGAGACCACAUCCCGAGUAUACAUCAUUCUGGAGCUGGCUCAGGGCGGUGAUGUCCUUGAAUGGAUCCAACGAUAUGGGGCCUGCUCUGAGACCCUUGCUGGCAAGUGGUUCUCCCAGAUGGCCUUGGGCAUCGCCUACCUGCACAGCAAGGGCAUCGUGCACCGCCUGACCCCCAGCCUUUCUGCUGCUGGUAGGGACUUAAAGUUGGAGAAUCUGUUGCUGGACAAGCGGGAGAAUGUGAAGAUAUCGGACUUUGGCUUCGCCAAGAUGGUGCCUUCUAGCCAGCCUGUGCGUAGUAGCCCUUCUUACCGCCAAAUGAGCUGCCUUUCCCACCUCAGCCAGACCUACUGUGGCAGCUUUGCUUAUGCCUGCCCGGAGAUCUUGCUAGGCCUGCCCUACAGCCCUUUCCUGUCUGACACCUGGAGCAUGGGCGUCAUCCUCUACACUCUAGUGGUUGCACGUCUGCCCUUUGAUGACACCAAUCUCAAGAAGCUGCUGAGAGAGACCCAGAAGGAGGUCACUGUCCCAGCUAACCUCAACAUCUCCCAGGAGUGCAAGAACCUGAUCCUCCAGUUGCUACGCCAAGCUACCAAGCGCGCCACUAUCCUGGAUGUCCUCAAGGACCCCUGGAUGCUCAAGUUCCAGCCCGAGCAACCCACGAAUGAGAUCAAGCUGCUCGAGGCCAUGUAUCAGUCUGCCAGCACCCCUAACCGGCACCAGUCCUUGGAGAUCACAGCUUGAAGAUGGCUGAGGUGGGGGGCCAAGGAGAAAAGCCGGAGGUUCUGGGGGGAAUCUUUUAUAUAAAAAUAAAUCUAAUUAGUUUCAU